AUGGCGUCGGCGGUGCUGGCACUAAGGACGCGAACAGCUGUUACAGCCCUGUUGAGCCCCCCUCAGGCUGCAGCUCUUGCUAUCAGAUAUGCUUCCAAGAAAACAGGUGGCAGCUCCAAAAACCUUGGUGGAAAGUCAUCUGGCAGACGCUAUGGCAUCAAGAAAAUGGAAGGUCACUAUGUUCAUGCUGGCAACAUCCUAGGGACUCAGCGCCAAUUCCGCUGGCACCCAGGAGCCCAUGUGGGGCUGGGGAAGAAGAAGUGCCUGUAUGCCUUGGAAGAGGGAAUAGUCCGCUACACUAAGGAGGUCUACGUGCCCAAUCCCAGUAAUGCAGAAGCUGUGGACCUAAUCACCAGGCUGCCCAAGGGUGCUGUGCUCUACAAGACUUUUGUCCACGUGGUUCCCACCAAGCCUGAGGGCACCUUCAAACUGGUAGCUAUGCUUUGA
Molecule: messenger RNA, 447 nt
Organism: Orycteropus afer afer
Lineage: Eukaryota; Metazoa; Chordata; Mammalia; Tubulidentata; Orycteropodidae
Gene: MRPL27
Product: mitochondrial ribosomal protein L27
Exons: 4
Coding region: 1-447 (148 amino acids)
Biological process (GO): translation
Cellular component (GO): ribosome; mitochondrial large ribosomal subunit
Molecular function (GO): structural constituent of ribosome
Source: RefSeq, a predicted model, not a curated record